Messenger RNA from Centropristis striata (black sea bass), 3560 nucleotides. Its product is annotated as leucine-rich alpha-2-glycoprotein-like. The transcript has 3 exons. Gene Ontology annotation, molecular function: protein binding. Bases 1 to 1209 code for a protein of 402 amino acids. NCBI's taxonomy places the organism in Eukaryota, Metazoa, Chordata, Actinopteri, Perciformes, Serranidae. Gene Ontology annotation, cellular component: plasma membrane. The record is from RefSeq and is a predicted model, not a curated record.
AUGGACUCCAGAAGGUUAAUUGCAGAACAGAAAAGUCACCACUCGGUGGAUGAUGAGCUGGUUUGUUUGCUUGGUUUUGUUUGCCUCUUGCAACAUUCUGUCCUCACUCACUGCAGGGAACAAAUACACUCGACAACAGUGUCUAACACCAAGACUGAAGUGAAAAACAGAAGGAAUACUGCAGUGCCUUUGAGUGCUUUAAGGAUGAACUUGUGGCUGCUCCUGACUUUCAGCGCUUUGGCUCAAUGCGCCCACUCUUGUCCAGAUUUGUGCUCCUGUUUCUUUUCACCCUCGGGUGCGGAGGUGGAGUGCAGCCUGAGCUCGCUGCCACAUGACGGUUUACCCUCCAACACCACUCGACUGUCCAUCCAGUCCACCAACCUCAGCAGCAUCUCAGCCGCUGAUCUGAGAGCCGUGCCCCUUUUAACCAACCUCCAGCUGUACCACAACAACCUGAGCAGCCUCCCCGCUGAUCUCCUGCAGGAUGUUCCUCUCCUGAACAAGCUGGAUCUGACAGGAAACCAGCUGGUUAGCCUUCCUGCCAACAUCUUCAGCCACGAAUCGCUUCGUAGUCUGGUGCUGAAGAAUAAUCGGAUUGAAAAAGCCGAUGCCGAGUGGUUUUCUGGCAACAGUAGCGUGACCUGGAUUGACUUGUCUGGAAACCGUUUAACAAGUGUAGCUAGCGCUCUGCUGCAGAAGCUGCCCAAUCUGGAGAAUCUGGACCUGAGUGACAACAAUCUGCAAGACCUACAAGCUGACGCUCUGCAGAGCCUGCACCACCUGGAGAUCCUGAAUCUCGCCGGGAACAAUUUAAUCUCCCUCAAUCCUACAAUCUUCAGCCACAACCUGAAGCUAUCCCAGCUGUUCCUGCAGGAGAACCGGCUCCGAGAGCUGCCGGCGACCCUCCUCCAGGGUCUCCAGCAUCUUGAACUUCUGCUGCUGAACCAGAAUCAGCUGCAGCAUCUCCCCCCGGGGCUGCUGGACCAGAUAAAACCCUCUUUCAGGAUGAUCCUAGCGAGAAACCCCUGGGUGUGCGAUGAGAAGAUUGUGUAUCUGUGGAGGUGGCUCACUGCCCAUCGGGACAAUAUCAUCUUUCUGGAGGCGGUGGCGUGUUCAGCUCCUGAAGCUCUGAAACACAGACAGGUGGCGUCUUUAUGUGACAGUGAGCUCGGACUGGGACUCACCACGGCUAUAGCAGAGGCAUGGUAAAAAUAAACUUGACAGGUAUGAUGGUAAUAUCAAACCUAGUCCAUUAUGUCAGUAGUUCUCAACCUUUUUGAGUCACGACCCCGAAUUUAACAUGCAUUUUUCCGCGACCCCCACUCACUGAACAUAAUCUCACAUGCACAGUUCAGAUCACCCAAAAAAGAAACAAAAUGACCAGAAAAGACAGAAAAUGACCAAAAAAGACACAAAUUGACCACAAAAUGAUAAAAAAAAAAGACACAAAAUGACCAAAAAAGACAGAAAAUGACCAAAAAAGAAAGAAAAUGACAAAAGAAGGAAACAAAAUGACGAAAAAAGACAGAAAAUGACCAGAAAAGACAGAAAAUGACCAAAAAAGGAAACAAAAUGACCAAAAAAGACACAAAUUGACCACAAAAUGAUAAAAAAAAGACACAAAAUGAUUUAAAAAAGACACAAAAUGACAAAAAAAGACACAAAAUGACCAGAAAAGACAGAAAAUUACCAAAAUAGGAAACAAAAUGACCAAAAAAGACACAAAAUGACGAGAAAAGACAGAAAAUGACCAAAAAAGGAAACAAAAUGACCAAAAAAGACACAAAUUGACCACAAAAUGAUAAAAAAAGACACAAAAUGAUAAAAAAAAGACACAAAAUGACCAAAAAAGACACAAAAUGACAAAAAAAGGAAACAAAAUGACCAAAAAAGACACAAAUUGACCACAAAAUGAUAAAAAAAAGACACAAAAUGGCCUAAAAAGACACAAAAUGACAAAAAAGACACAAAAUUACCAAAAAAGACAGAAAAUGACCAAAAAAGACAGAAAAUGACAAAAAAAAAAGGAAACAAAAUGACAAAAAAAGAACAAAUUAAUCUCCCUCAAUCCUACAAUCUUCAGCCACAACCUGCAGCUAUCCCAGCUGUUCCUGCAGGAGAACCGGCUCCGAGAGCUGCCGGCGACCCUCCUCCAGGGUCUCCAGCAUCUUGAACUUCUGCUGCUGAACCAGAAUCAGCUGCAGCAUCUCCCCCCGGGGCUGCUGGACCAGAUAAAACCCUCUUUCAGGAUGAUCAUAGCUAGAAACCCCUGGGUGUGCGAUGAGAAGAUUGUGUAUCUGUGGAGGUGGCUCGCUGCCCAUCGGGACAAUAUCAUCUUUUUGGAGGCGGUGGCGUGUUCAGCUCCUGAAGCUCUGAAACACAGACAGGUGGUGUCUUUAUGUGACAGUGAGCUCGGACUGGGUCACACCACGGCUACAGCAGAGGCAUGGUCAAAAUAAACUUUACAGGUAUGAUGGUAAUAUCAAACCUAGUCCAUUAUGUCAGUAGUUCUCAACCUUUUUGAGUCACGACCCCCAAUUUAACUUGCAUGUUGUCUGCGACCCCCACUCACUGAACAUAAUCUCACACGCACAGUUCGGAUCACCCAAAAAAGAAACAAAAUGACCAAAAAAGACACAAAAAAUGACCAGAAAAGACAGAAAAUGACCAAAAAAGGAAACAAAAUGACCAAAAAAGACACAAAAUGACCAGAAAAAUGACAGAAAAUGACCAAAAAAGGAAACAAAAUGACCAAAAAAGACACAAAUUGACCACAAAAUGAUAAAAAAAGACACAAAAUGAUAAAAAAAAAGACACAAAAUGACCAAAAAAGACACAAAAUGACCAAAAAAGACAGAAAAUGACAAAAAAAGGAAACAAAAUGACCAAAAAAGACACAAAUUGACCACAAAAUGAUAAAAAAAGACACAAAAUGACUAAAAAAGACACAAAAUGACCAAAAAAGACACAAAAUGACAAAAAAAGGAAACAAAAUGACUAAAAAAGACACAAAUUGACCACAAAAUGAUAAAAAAAACACAAAAUGACCAAAAAAGACACAAAAUGACAAAAAAAAGGAAACAAAAUGAUUAAAAAAGACACAAAUUGCCCACAAAAUGAUUAAAAAAAAGACACAAAAUGGCCUAAAAAGACACAAAAUGACAAAAAAAGAACAAAUUAAUCUCCCUCAAUCCUACAAUCUUCAGCCACAACCUGAAGCUAUCCCAGCUGUUCCUGCAGGAGAACCGGCUCCGAGAGCUGCCGGCGACCCUCCUCCAGGGUCUCCAGCAUCUUGAACUUCUGCUGCUGAACCAGAAUCAGCUGCAGCAUCUCCCCCCGGGGCUGCUGGACCAGAUAAAACCCUCUUUCAGGAUGAUCAUAGCAAGAAACCCCUGGGUGUGCGAUGAGAAGAUUGUGUAUCUGUGGAGGUGGCUCGCUGCCCAUCGGGACAAUAUCAUCUUUCUGGAGGCGGUGGCGUGUUCAGCUCCUGAAGCUCUGAAACACAGACAGGUGGUGUCUUUAUGUGACAGUGAGCUCGGACUGGGACUCACCACGGCUAG